AUGAAGACGCAUGCACUGCUUGCAUUCUCCUUUUCCUUCUUUGUCACUCUCUUUGCCUUCACCAGAGCUGAGUAUAUAUAUGACUCAGACGGCGACAUCGUUAACAAUGGAGGCAAUUACUACAUAUUGCCACCUGCUUAUGGAGGUACAGCAAUUGAAGGUGCUGCCGUUGUCAAAGGUCAAAGUGGCUCGUGCUCACUCGCCGUCGUAGCAGUAGUAUCGUACGAUAAAGGCUGGGCAGCAAAAAUUGCAACACCAUAUCCUUUGAAGUACAUCACUAAUGACUAUCCUUUAAACAUAUCGUUCGCUAGUUUGCCAUCAAACACAUGCACUAACACAUCCAGUUGGACCGUCACCAAUAUCCCUGGCUUUGACGGAGAUCCGGUGAUGGUUGGGAAGCCUCAGGAAUUUUCAGUUCCUCGUUCUGGUUAUUUCUACAUCAAGAAAUAUGAUUCUACCCAGUUUUAUAAGUUUGCCUUCUGUUAUUCCACAUCUUCGUGUGGAUAUGUUACUUUGAAGGCAGAUGCGACCCAUCGCAGCACCCGUUUGGUUGUCACACGGGACAGAAGCGUACAACCAUUGGUAUUCAAGCUUGUCAAAGCAAGUGGUGAGGACGUCGACUCAGGCAUAUCCAUGGUGGUGUGA
This is a messenger RNA of Prosopis cineraria, 645 nucleotides long. RefSeq names its product trypsin inhibitor-like. The coding region runs from base 1 to 645 and encodes 214 amino acids. The transcript has a single exon. The record is from RefSeq and is a predicted model, not a curated record. NCBI's taxonomy places the organism in Eukaryota, Viridiplantae, Streptophyta, Magnoliopsida, Fabales, Fabaceae. Gene Ontology annotation, molecular function: endopeptidase inhibitor activity.